Molecule: messenger RNA, 2209 nt
Organism: Syngnathus typhle (broad-nosed pipefish)
Lineage: Eukaryota; Metazoa; Chordata; Actinopteri; Syngnathiformes; Syngnathidae
Gene: p4htmb
Product: prolyl 4-hydroxylase, transmembrane b
Exons: 9
Coding region: 295-1755 (486 amino acids)
Biological process (GO): peptidyl-proline hydroxylation to 4-hydroxy-L-proline
Cellular component (GO): endoplasmic reticulum
Molecular function (GO): iron ion binding; procollagen-proline 4-dioxygenase activity; L-ascorbic acid binding
Source: RefSeq, a predicted model, not a curated record
GUUUCAGUCCUGAACCAUGAUUUGACAACUCAGUUGAUGCUGGAUCUGGUGUGUCGAGCAUUUUUUGGGGGAGGGAUCAUCCAAGCAAGCGUCACAGUGCUGGAUGCGCAUUACUCUCGCUGCCAAAGAGAAUUUGGUGCAGUGUAAACAAACCGACUGCGGUAUAAACUAGUGGCAGAACUAUGAGCGCUCACUUUGACAUUAGUCAAGGAUUUUGAAGCGUAAAAAUGUCCAUUUGAUCCGUCAGAUGGACCUCGGAGCUGACGCCUCGUUAACCACCACUUGAGCCCCGCGAUGAGCAACCAGAAGGAGGCGGGGGACACCACCACGAGCAGCAGCAGCAGUGCGCCCUCGCGGCUUGGCCGGCCGCCCUGCGAGCCUCUCCCCGGUCCGAAGACCAGUGUGUGCUCCCGCUCAUACUUCGUGGUGGUGAUGGUCUUCUUCCACGUCUACAUCAUCAAUGUGAUCGCCCUCCUCUUCUACGUGCACUACAGCAGCGGACAGGAGGACGCCAGGCCGGGUCCUCCUCGCGACAAGCAGAACCCACAGCCGCCGCGUCCGCCAUCGAAGGCACCGCUGCCGCGUGACAUUUUUCUCCCACGCAUCGAGGGCAUCCGAGUGGGACAUGUUCAGAAAGUGUCAUUAGUGCCUGGAAAAGUCCACGAAAUGAGAACUUUGAGUCUGAAACCUCUGCUCUUUGAGAUCCCUGGGUUCUUGUCAGAGGAUGAGUGUCGAAUUGUAAUGCAGCUGGCACAGCUGAAGGGUCUAAUGGAAAGUCAGUUAAUGGUGCAGGAUGGCCAGGAGGAGCUGGCCAAGGAGCUGGACCUCAGCCCAGUGGAGAUCUUCAACCUUCUCGAUAUUAACCAGGACGGACAGCUGCAGCUUCAUGAGAUACUGACUCAUUCCCGAGUGAGGGACGGUAUUUGGCUCACGCCAGAGAAUUUGCAAGAAAUCUAUGCCGGGCUCAAUGCAGACAAAGAUGGGAAUGGUUUGCUGAGUUUGGAAGAGUUCAGGCUCCUGAGUGGCGAUGCCUUCCAGCGCUUUCUGCUGCAACAGGGGGUUAAAAGGAGCCAGCUGGUGAGGAAUAGUAGGCACACUUGGCUAUACCAGGGAAAAGGAGCUCAUCAGGUCCUUCAAGAUAUUAAAAUAAGGGUGACUCGCCUGACACGUCUGCCGACAACAUUGGUGGACCUCAGUGAGCCGCUUCAGGUGGUCCGCUAUGAGAAGGGCGGGCACUAUCACGCCCAUCACGACAGCGGACCAUUCUACCCAGAAACCGCCUGCACUCACACGCGUCUGGCGGCAAACGCCUCCACCCCUUUCGAGACGUCCUGCAGGUACAUCACUGUUCUCUUCUACCUGAACUCUGUUGAGGGGGGCGGGGAGACCGCAUUCCCGGUGGCAGACAAUAGGACCUUUGAUGAAGUGUCUCUCAUUCAGAAUGAUGUCGAUCUCAUGGACACCAGAAGGAAUUGUGACAAGAGUAACCUAAGGGUGAAACCUACCAAAGGGAAAGCUGUGUUCUGGUACAACUACCUUUCAGACGGAAAAGGUUGGGUUGGCGAGCAGGAUGAAUAUGCUCUGCACGGAGGCUGUGUGGUCACCCACGGCACUAAGUGGGUCGCCAAUAAAUGGAUCAAUAUCGAUCCAGAUUACCAGCGUCAGGCUCGCUACGAGCAGCUGGUGUCCAAUCGGCCAGAUGAUGAGGUUGAUGAAGAUCUGACAUGGAAUUCCGAUAUCCAUCAAGAAUUGUAGCUCAGAAUGGAACCCCCUGCCCCCCUCUCCCCUGCACACAACCCGUUUGAUGACCGCAAAAUGUAUUCAGGGAAUGAGGUCAUGGUGGCUUUAUGCAACUUCUAAGGCACUUUUGUCAAGUUUUGCUUGAUAUCUAUUUAAUUGACUGUGUAUAGUUAGAUUCCCCCUUUUAGGAAUGUUGCACUAAAAAGUCAUCCAAAGGACCCUUUGCAUGGAAUAGCUCUACAUGUUUUGCUGUUGCACUUGACUGAGAUUGCCGAUGAAAACAUUUUAAGUAUUGCUACCACGACCAAAAAUAUACACACACCGUGUGACGCAUGUUGCCUUGUUUUUCUUGCUUGAAUCCUUUAUUUUUUUUUAUUGUAACACACGAGGCUCCUCUAUUUUUGUCAUUUUCUUUAUACAACUGCUCUGUGUUUCCGAUGUGUGAUCAAAUAUAAAAAUCAAGAUUCUA